CACGAGUCUUACCAGUAACCAGGUAUAAACCUGGAGUGGGUCGUCUUUCAAUUUUUGAACGCAUGAGACAAGAUUUUGGCAAGACAUGUUUCCCAACAAUUUAAAUUCCGACGCUGAUUCAAUGUCUCGCAGCAGCACAGAAUCUCCUGUCGGGGAGAGCCCGACUCACUGUCUUAAUAAGACGCAGGAAAACACGAGCUCGUCUGCUUCACCGCCAGAGAGCAGUGCAAAGGAGCUCUGCCCAGACAUGGACACAUCAACCAGUCCGUUUGUUCCCACAGUCACUGCAAUUUCCUCUACCCCAGAUUUGCAGUGGAUGGUCCAGCCGACCAUAAUAACAUCUGUCUCCCCAUCUCUGGGUAGCAAGCAAGCCAAUGAAGCGCAGCGCUCUUACCAGGCAACACCCAAAGCAGGCUGUUGUAAGGGAAAAAACACUGGCAGAAAGGGAAAAUCAGAGCAGCUCUCUCAUGAGGAAGAAGAGAAGAAGAGAGUAAGGAGAGAGAGGAAUAAAAUGGCUGCAGCGAAGUGUCGCAACAGGAGGAGGGAGCUCACCGAUACACUGCAAGCUGAGACUGACAAGCUAGAAGAAGAAAAAGCCACGCUGCAGACAGAAAUAGCCGAUCUGCUGAAAGAGAAAGAGAGGCUUGAAUUUGUCCUCGCCACACAUAAACCAGUCUGUCAAUUGGCAGAGGAGCUGGACUUGAUUUUCCCAGAGGCCAGCGGUUCCUCUGAUCUACCUCCCAGCCCGGAGGAGGACAAACUGCCCGAGGACAGUCUCCAGGAAGCCCCCUCGCUCCAGGAAAUGGACAUCCCUAACGAUCCGGCCACAGCCAUCUCUGGGAACUCCAACAUCUUGUUGUGUGCCAGUGCUGAAGUGAACAUCUGUGACCUGGAACCUUCUUUAGACAUUAAGGAGGGGCUACUGGACAACCUGCUGCCUGGCCUGGGAGGGAGAACGCCCACAGAGACCGCUCGAUCCGUCCCAGACAUUGACUUGAGCAGCUCCCUGGGGGUUUCUGACUGGGAAACCCUGUACAAGUCCGUGUCCAGCGACCUGGAGCCUUUGAGCACCCCGGUUGUGACCUCCACGCCAACCUAUAGCAGCUACCUGUCUGUGUUUACGUUUGCCUGUCCUGAGCUGGACUCCAUAGCAGAAGGGUGUGACGGUUGUAAAAGUGGAGCCAGCAAAGGCGAAUCUAAUGUCGAUAUCCUCAACUCACCAACUCUCUUAGCCUUAUAAUGUAAAGAAAAAUGAUUAAAGAUUACAGUUCCAAUGGUGGCUGUUUGUCAGAUAUGAUACUGGACGACGAUGCAAUAGUGUUAUCAUGUAAGCGCUUCAAGGAAUCUAUGGAAUGUGCUAUGGGACUUCAGGAGGAAGUGAAAACGUCCUCCAGGUUCUCUGAUGUAGCGAAAGCAUGGCUUUUGAUUCAACACAUGAAGAUCAAGCAUAUUCUGAGGUAAACGCAUGCAGAGAAAUUCCAAAUAUUUUCAGAUUUAAUAUAUGUUUGGUCUGAAACUAGAUCUAUAAUGUAUUGUGGAAUUGACUGUAUGGUUUUGUGUUUUGAUGGCAACAGUGUAUUACUAACUAUAAAUGUUGUGUUAAAGCAAACAUGCUUAUCUAUGUUAAGUACUUGCAUACCUCAAUGUCAUCAAAUGUGAUUUGACCCAUUGUUACAAUGUUUAGAGUUUUCCAUGAAAACAUCCAGUGCUAUAUCUAUCAAGAUGUAAUUUACGAGAAUUUAUUUUUUUACCUUAAAUUUUUGACUCGUCGAAUAAAUAAAAAAGUUCAAGCAUUGAUUGCUUAUUGAUGAACCACAUUAAAUAUU
Molecule: messenger RNA, 1826 nt
Organism: Osmerus eperlanus (European smelt)
Lineage: Eukaryota; Metazoa; Chordata; Actinopteri; Osmeriformes; Osmeridae
Gene: fosaa
Product: v-fos FBJ murine osteosarcoma viral oncogene homolog Aa
Exons: 4
Coding region: 86-1240 (384 amino acids)
Biological process (GO): regulation of transcription by RNA polymerase II
Cellular component (GO): nucleus
Molecular function (GO): DNA-binding transcription factor activity, RNA polymerase II-specific; RNA polymerase II cis-regulatory region sequence-specific DNA binding
Source: RefSeq, a predicted model, not a curated record